AUGCCACAUGGUGGUGCCGUCCAGAACAAACCUUGGAACGCUGGAACCAAACCAAACAAUGGCACGGGCAACUCUGUCUUGACCGCCUCCAUUGAGUCCAUUCCAUUUCCCUCCGACCCCCCCGUCAUAUCCACUUUCAAAGGAGGCUUGAUGAUGGCAAAUAUGUUUCCCUACGCCUUCGCCCGGCGGCCGGCCCCCCCAACUCUGCCAUGGGCCGCCGCCAAACUCAAAAGGAAAUGCCCAAUGACUCUCAAAGAUCGGCCGAGAUUGGAGUUGGAGAAGAAGCGCAUCCGCAACCUCGAAAUGACUCGCACGCCCGCCCGCCAAGCGGGCCUCAAGCGGCGCCGGCUCGCGGCUAUCAGACUUUGGGGUCCCUGCUGCAUACGAAUACAUCGUACAGUACACACAGAAGAAACCCCGAGUUUCCCAAUUCCGCCUCAGAUCGUCCUUCGGCAUCUCAUCUGGGGAUCGAUCAUGUCCCCUUCGUUCCCGGACAAGCGCCCCUUGCCCCCCCCAAGCGAGAUUCACUCGCUCCACACCAAAGAGGGGGGAGAACUUUCGGCAGGGACGGACAUCUUCGCCUCGUCCAAGCAAACACAAAGGUCGGGCGUCAAAGUUUCAACCCUCUAG
Colletotrichum destructivum is the source of this 630-nucleotide messenger RNA. RefSeq lists its product as uncharacterized. Bases 1 to 630 code for a protein of 209 amino acids. The transcript has a single exon. NCBI's taxonomy places the organism in Eukaryota, Fungi, Ascomycota, Sordariomycetes, Glomerellales, Glomerellaceae. The record is from RefSeq and is a predicted model, not a curated record.